Molecule: messenger RNA, 2603 nt
Organism: Mercenaria mercenaria
Lineage: Eukaryota; Metazoa; Mollusca; Bivalvia; Venerida; Veneridae
Product: dual specificity protein phosphatase 3-like
Exons: 4
Coding region: 315-926 (203 amino acids)
Biological process (GO): negative regulation of MAPK cascade; protein dephosphorylation
Cellular component (GO): cytoplasm
Molecular function (GO): MAP kinase phosphatase activity; protein tyrosine/serine/threonine phosphatase activity
Source: RefSeq, a predicted model, not a curated record
GGCACUUCGUCUUGCUGUGGUGAAUUAUACCGUCCGAAAAUUUACAAGGACUAAUAUUUUAGUGGAAUGAUCUGACGGUCACUGAGGCGGCUGGAAUUUAUUAAUAAUUAUUACACAUUUCGAUUACUUGUGAAAGACCACGGACAUAGGCAAUGCCUUUUAUGGUAAAACGACCGGUCCCUGUGGCAAGUUACCGUAAUUUCUAUAAAUAAAUAGUUUUGUUUACACGAGUAUAUAUAUAUCGUCGUGUGUGAAUUUUGAAGAAUGACGGUUGUUUUGUUUCAUAUUUAACUGAACCCGUGGAGCUGGUUGCAAUGGUUACAUGUAAGGAAGUGAAAGACUAUUUAAUGAGUAAGAACGAACAUGUACAGAAGCUAGAGGCUGAGCAUGUAUCUCCCGGGUCUCAACAAAAUAUCUGGAUGACCUUAAUGACCACGCCUGUGGACAGUUACAACGAAGUUUACCCCUCACUCUUCCUUGGUGACUACACAAUAGCUAAGAAACCGGAGAAGCUGAAGCCGAUUGGAAUUACGCACGUGGUUAAUUGUGCUUGUGGUUCUACUUUCAACAUGAUCAAUACAGACCAAAACUUCUUUGAAGAUUCCGGAAUAAAGUUCCAUGGUAUUGCAGCUGUUGAUGUUUGGAAAUUUAGGAUGAGUCCUUACUUUCUGGACGCUGCAAAUUUCAUUGAACAAGCAUUGGAAUCUGGUGGUAAAGUGUAUGUUCACUGUAUGUCCGGUGUGAGCCGGUCAUCCACUAUUGUUCUAGCGUUUCUGUUGAUGAAGAGGAACAUGGCUGUCAUGGAUGCCGUGAAAACCGUGCGGAACAAACGAAAAAUAUUACCAAAUGACGGUUUUUUGAAAGAGCUAGUAGAGCUUAGUAAUAGCUUGUAUUCAUCGCAAACACAAGGAGAAAGGACUUGUUGAAGAUUUUAAUAAUAGCAUGACUUCAUUAUAGGUAGUUGGAUAAUGAACAUUAUGUUCCUGACUUACUUUCACUUGUGUAACUGAAAAAUGAACAUUAUGUUUCUGACUUAUUUUCACUUGUGUAACUGAAAAAUGAACUUUAUGUUUCUGACUUACUUUCACUUGUGUAACUGAAAAACGAACUUUAUGUUUCUUACUUAUAUAACAUUUGCAUAACUGAAGGAUGAAAAUUGUUUCUGAUUUAUAUCACUUGUAUAACUGAAGGAUGAACAACCUGCAUCAAUAUUUGUAUGAUUUUAAUGAUACGAAGCAUUGUCGCCACCUUGCAGAAUUCUGAUCAGCUGCCAUGACAGUUACAGUGGUGCUCGUUUAGAUAAUGAUAUGCAAUUGUUUUUGUGAAACCAUCGCAAAAAUGCAACAAUCUAAAACUGUAUUUUCUGGAGGCAAGUGGGUAACGUGCGUAAGUGGGUGGGGUGGAUUGAAACAAACAUUUUGCAUAAAUUUAUCAUAAAGUUGUAGAACUUUCUGUGCAAUCUUUGUAUUUAAGGAGGUAGGUUACCUUCAUAUUUGUAUGUGCGCAUGUCCAACCGGAAGUUAACGUGACGAUUUACGACGACGUUUACGACAAAUUAAAUGUGUUUGUAUAUUCAUUCUCCUGAAAACAAAUCAUGAACCUGCCUCCGAUCUGUUACUUUAUGGUUUAAUAAUGCAGAAAUAAUGAAUCAAUCGCCGCAGAAACGCUUCAAAACAAUGUUGCCUUAAAAUGACGUCAUUGACGUCAUGACGUUACGUGUCAGUUACCGCGCAAAAUUAAUAGCUUUUAUCUUGAAAGUACGUAUUUCUGUGCAUUUUCUUUAUUUUAACUAUCUUCAAAUAACAAAUAUUUGCUGAAAUAUUUGUUAUGAAUCUUUUGCUCUGAAUAAUCAUCAAUAUUUUGCUUCUUUUAUGUAGUUAUAUUGAAACGUUAUGCGGAUUGUAAGAAAAUGGAUGAUGGUAACCAAUGUUAUUUGGAAUAUAGUUGGAUGAAAGGUUACUUGUAACGGCCAUUUUCAAAUAAAAAAUCUAGCAGUUUGAUUUGUAUUACCUAUUUUUCAGGUUCCAUUGAUAAUUUGUUACUUAUAUAUUAAAAAUAAGAUCUAAAACUGUUCAAUUUUCAGUAGAAAAAUGUGAUUCCUUAAAUUUAAUUGAUGUUACCAUGGAAACGAAGCCCGUGACCUAUGUAUCUAAAUGUAAAAUUCAAAAGCGUUGACACUGGUCUAUUUAAGAAACACAACUUCGGCUUUUUAUUUUCAUUUCAACAAUAUCCAUAAGAAUAAUAUCAGCAUGCUGAACGAUUUUUCCAUGAAAAAUGCCAGGCGAGGGGUACUGCCGUAUGUAUUCUAAGCUGUAAAAUUUGUUUGAAUAAAUGCAAAUAACAAGAAAAUAUAACUUACGUUAGAAAUAAUAUGUUUUAAAGCUACAGUAACUAGAAAGAUAAUCUUAUUCAAUAUUUUUUUUAUAAGAAAUUACGACAAAAAGUAAGAUAUAAGCUAUUUUAAACAUCUAUGUUGCCAUGGUUACUGUAAACUUUAAGAAAACUAGGGUACCAUGUAAAGUGCAUGGUAUGUUGCUUCUAAUAUUUCCCAAAUAUUCCAUGUUAGUCAUUAACAGAAUGCCACUUAGGCGGUCGAAAACCCC